AUGAUAAGAAAUUUAACAUUACCUAAAUUACCAGUACCUGAUUUGGAAUCCACUUUGGAAAAAUAUUUAUUGGCGGUUAAACCUAUAAUUAACGAAUCACAAUACGAUCAAACGAAAUCUUUAGUUUAUGCACUCACAGGACCUCAUCAAAAUGGGGUAGGACCCAAAAUUCAAAAAUGUUUAUUGGAAAGAAGAGAAGAAAAAGACAAUUGGGCAUACGAAUGGUGGUUAAACGACAUGUAUUUAAAUGUUCGACUGCCAUUGCCGAUCCAUUCGAAUCCAGGUAUGGUUUUACCACCGCAAGAAUUCAAAAAUGAUAAAGACAUGGCAAAAUUUGCUGCCGUUUUUAUACGGGGAGUCGUUGAUCACAAGGAAAAAUUAGACAGAAAAUCUUUACCCGUCGAACGUGCUCCGUCACACGAAAAAGGUCAACCCUUGUGCAUGUCACAAUAUUAUCGUCUUCUGACGUCAUAUCGUGUUCCCGGAGUUAAAAGGGACCAAUUAUUUUCGACAUUGUAUCAAGGGGACGGUUCGACCGAACACAUAAUCGUCAUUUAUAAAAACCAGUUGUAUUCGUUGAGAGUGAAAACGGCGAGAGGUGAGGGUGUCAUAGACAAAUUAUCAAUCGAACAAAUAACCGGUGAAUUGUUGAAAAUUCUAUCGACCCCCAUCAAAACAAUGAGACCAGUACCCAUCGGUUUGUUGACGUCACAAAAAAGAGAUAUUUGGGCGGUGAAUAGAGAAAAUUUAAAACAAGAAUAUCAAAACGUUGAUUAUUUGGAAAUGAUUGAAAAAUGUUUGAUGAUUGUUUGUUUUGACGAUCCCCUACCUGAAAGUUUCAAUUUACAAACUCCUAGAACGGAAACAAACGAAAUAAAUAAAGGUUACAAAUGCGGAAAUAGAGACGAAACAAACAUGAUGCAUCAAAUGUUAGGAGGCGGUGGAAGUUUAUACAAUUCAGGAAAUAGAUGGUUCGAUAAAACGUUACAACUCAUAAUAAGCAAAGAUGGAGUUUGCGGUUUUUGUUAUGAACAUUCACCGGCCGAGGGAAUCCCGGUUAUAAAAUUAGCAGAAGAUUUAUUUAAAUUAUAUGAAGAAACGAAAGGGAAAAUAUUAGAAAAUGACGGUUCGACCGUGCCGGAUGAUAUGCAAGCGAAUAAAUUCGAUUGGAUCGUUACGCCGGAAAUACAAAAAAGUAUCGUGGAAGCAGCAAAAUCCAUAGACAUAUUAGUGGAAGAUUUAGAUUUUUACGUGUACAGAUACGUUAAUUACGGUAAAGAUUUUAUAAAAUCUUGUAACUGUAGUCCGGAUGCUUACAUACAAAUGGCUCUUCAACUUGCUUAUUAUAAACUUUACGGACAUUUGGUAGCAACGUACGAAAGUGCUGGAACAAGAAGAUUUUUAUUAGGAAGAGUCGAUUGUAUAAGAUCAGCAACUAUGGAAGCACUCUCAUGGGUACAAAGCAUGACGAAAGAGGAUGAAGAGGAUGAGGGAGAAGGGAUAGGAUCGAAAAAAGUUACUUUUUCAUUACUCGACGAUAAAAAAAAACUCGAACUCUUCGAUGCCGCGAUGAAACGUCAAGGUGAAAUAAUGUUAGAUAAUAUAUUGGGUAAAGGAAUUGACAUACAUUUAUUGGGAAUAAGAGAGAUGGCGUUGGAAUCAAUGGGAACUAAACCGGAAAUGUUCGACGACGAGACAUACGCGAUCGCAAAUCAUUUCGGUUUAUCCACGAGUCAGCUCGCAACGAAAUUAAAUAUGUUCAUGGGUUACGGACCUGUGGUACCUGACGGGUACGGGGCAUCUUAUAAUCCGCGAAACGAUCAAAUAAUUUUUUGCAUAUCCGCAUUUCAUUCGUGUGCAAAAACGAGCGCAUGGAGAUUUGCACGGAGUCUCGAACAAUCUCUGGAUUCAAUGCAAAAACUCAUGAAUUCCAGAGAAAUCGACUUGAAAUAA
This is a messenger RNA of Pediculus humanus corporis (human body louse), 1953 nucleotides long. Its product is annotated as Choline O-acetyltransferase, putative. Gene Ontology annotation, biological process: neuromuscular synaptic transmission; acetylcholine biosynthetic process. NCBI's taxonomy places the organism in Eukaryota, Metazoa, Arthropoda, Insecta, Psocodea, Pediculidae. Gene Ontology annotation, molecular function: choline O-acetyltransferase activity. Gene Ontology annotation, cellular component: neuron projection; cytoplasm. The transcript has 10 exons. The record is from RefSeq and is a predicted model, not a curated record. Bases 1 to 1953 code for a protein of 650 amino acids.